AUGGUGAACGUGACUAUAGCCGGUGGCUCUGGUCAGGUCUCCCAAGAAAUAAUUGAUGCCCUCAUAGAGUCAUAUAAACACCAUAUCACAAUCCUAAGUAGAAAGAAUACUCCACCGAGGCCCACAAUAUCCCCGCAAAUAUCCUGGAAAGCUGUAGACUACAGUAGUAAGGAUAGCCUAACCAAAGUUCUUGGUGGCACUCAUACCCUCUUGUCAUUUAUCCAGAUCCUUUCAGAUACAGAUCAAGUAUCGCAAAAGAACCUUAUCGACGCAGCAAUCGCCGCUGGUGUCAAAAGAUUUGCGCCGAGUGAAUAUGGAAGCAAGGGAACUGUUAACAUGCCGUGGUGGGACGGUAAGGAAAAGGUUAGGGAGUACCUCGAAGAAGUUAACAGCAAAGAACAGGUCCUCGAGUACACCCUAUUCCAGCCAGGUCUGUUUUUAGACUACCUCGCCUUCCCGCAUAAAACAUCCAAAUAUGUCGACCCCCUCCAAACCAUCUUUGACUUCCAAAAUCGUCGCGCAAUAGUCGUUAAUGGCCAUGAGGAUUCCAUCAUGACAUUCACCACCGUCAAAGACCUCGCUACCAUCGUUACCAAAGCUGUCGAGUAUGAAGGGAAAUGGCCUUCUGCCGGAGGCAUCAUGGGCAACAAAGUCACCUUUUCAGAGUUGCUUGAGAUCGGACACAGAGUAAGAGGUCGCCCUUUCAGUGUUGAUUACGUGAGCGUCGAAGACCUCGAAGCCGGCGACCUCAACACUUCAUGGAGUCUCGAGGCAGUUCACCAUGCGGUCGCCAAUGACCAAGCUGCUGCCAUGCUGAAAGCAGUAUCAAUUGGUAUUCUACUCAGCAGUACAAAGGGUGCCUGGGAUAUCUCCGAUGAUUGGAAUGAGAUUUUCCCAGACUACACUUUUCACGCCAUCGAGGACUUUCUCACCACCGUUUGGACCGACAAGGCAUGA
Messenger RNA from Orbilia oligospora ATCC 24927, 957 nucleotides. RefSeq lists its product as uncharacterized. The transcript is spliced from 6 exons. The coding region runs from base 1 to 957 and encodes 318 amino acids. The record is from RefSeq and is a predicted model, not a curated record. NCBI's taxonomy places the organism in Eukaryota, Fungi, Ascomycota, Orbiliomycetes, Orbiliales, Orbiliaceae.